Molecule: messenger RNA, 399 nt
Organism: Trypanosoma theileri
Lineage: Eukaryota; Euglenozoa; Kinetoplastea; Trypanosomatida; Trypanosomatidae
Exons: 1
Coding region: 1-399 (132 amino acids)
Source: RefSeq, a predicted model, not a curated record
AUGAAACUUCAUGCAAAAAGCGUACACCCAGGAAUAUCGAUCAUAGAGGAGGGGUUAGUAUGUGGAUAUUGUUCCAGUGCUAAAGUCUUUAAGACAUCUGCAUCACGUGCGGGUCAUUAUCGUAAAUGUGCUGAAUACCAACGCAUAACACACUCCCACCCCAUUACCCAGGUUGAUAUAUUACAACAGAAUCAGCAACACGUACAUGAAGACGUCUGUCCUGGACCUAAGGAGACACUCCCACACAUGCUAUGGGAACGUCCUCGACUUCGUGACUUAAGUGUUGCUACUUUUAGAACUACUCCCGAAAAAUUGAAAGCUCCAUUUAACACUAAGUUACUUUUUGGGUUCUUAACUAAUGCCAUAACUUUAUUUUCUACAGAUUGCUAUCGUGACUAA